Molecule: messenger RNA, 3054 nt
Organism: Owenia fusiformis
Lineage: Eukaryota; Metazoa; Annelida; Polychaeta; Sabellida; Oweniidae
Source: the annotation of a GenBank genome assembly
AUGAAGAGCACGAAGAUAAUCUCUAAAAAUAGCUCCACUGAUGUCUUACAGGGAAUAUACUCUGACUAUCUGACUAUGUGUUGUGUGCAUCCGGAUAAUAAACAAACAGUUUCGACCUUGAAGAUGUCUAUUUUGUCAUGUGGCUGCGGAUGUUGGACAUUUAGAAGUGGUCGACAUGGAUCAUUUCUAAAAGAAACUCAAUGGAUUGUGUCGUUGCUAUAGAAACAUCUUAAAAUGAAACACAUUUACACUCCAGUUGCUUCUGUAGUCCUAGAAACACUUUUGAAAUGGAGGGAACGAGGGAUAUUGAACUACGAAAAAACGAUAACAACCGUGUGGGUCUUCGUGGUAUCCAUUGCAGCUAUAUCGUUAGUCGUUGCCAUGACAACAGCAUCACUAUUUUGUAUUGUAUCAGCUAAGUCUGCUUUUCACGUGAUAAUAAGCCUUUUUGUCUUCAUUGGAGAGCUUAUAGUGGCUUUGUUGGCAGCCCUGUGUUCAGGUGUGACAAUUUGUACGGCUGUAGUUGCCUCAGUUGCAGCAUCAGUGUUAGCCAUACCAGCCUCAGUGAUUCAUGUCCGCGUGAUGGUGUCAGUGGCUGUAGCAGGCUUCUCAAUGGUCAUAUCUUCCAUGUUGAUGGUUCACUGGACGGAAAUGAAAAUGGACGUAAACGCUGGGGUGGCGCUUUUCUCAACAGCGGCAAUCAUGGUUGCUUUAGCAGCGGCGUGGGCGGUGGGCGUCAUGUCACUCAUUGAGAAGGAAACCAAACAGGUUGGACUUCGAAUGACUAGUAUCCUUGAUGCCGUUCGGACAAACAACCACAGAAUUCUAAAAUUGUUGCUCACCGUCCACACAGGGUUACAUCAACGAGAGCUGAACCUUGCCCUCCUACACGGGGUAAAACUUGGCUACACAGAGUGCGUUGAAAUAUUGCUCACUUCAGGUGGAAGCCCUGACUGUACUGAUGCACAGGGAAGUACCUGUUUAUACCUGGCUGCAGAAAUAGGCUCUGUUAGACUGUGUUCUCAGCUCAUCUCUGCAGGAUGUAACAUUGACAAACGCUCUGGAAACAAGGGUUGUGCUCUCCAUCAGGCAGCCAAGUGGGGAUAUGAUGAGGUGGUGAUGCUGUUGCUAGGUAACGGUGCAGACACUGAUGUGCAAGAUGGUGGUUGGAACACACCAUUGAUACUUGCAGCUAAGAACGCUUACCAAGCACAAACUGUGAUAAAUCUCCUGGUAGAGAGUGGUUGUGAUGUGAACAUACGCAACUCAGAACAACGUACUGCUCUCCACUAUGCUGCCACCAGGGGGCUAGAUGUCAGCCUCAUGUUGGAACAUGGUGCUCUGCAUAGCAUCAAUGAUUUCGAAGGCAACAAACCACUUCAUCUAUCAGCCAGUGAAGGAACUAUGAAUGUACUUGAAGCGUUACUGGAACAUGGUGCAAGUACAAAUGUCAAGAAUAUCGAUGGGCGCACACCAGUACACUACGCAGCCAUGAAGGGACACCUGCAUUGUUUGCAAACACUUGCGCUUCACUGGGGAGACCUAGGGAGCCUUGAUAAUGAGGGGGCAACCCCACUAAGCUAUGCCGUCCAAUACGAUAGAGUAAAUAUCAUUUCGUUUUUACUUCGAAACACAAAAAGACAAAACUGUUUAAAAACAAUGAACAAACACGAUCUGUUGCAUCUAGCGCUUACUAAACAGUUUUAUAACACAGCAAGAUUGCUAAUCAUUGCUGGUUACACAACGCCCUCUAUAUUAGACCUUCUACCAGACAUGACGGGUGAUUGUAAAACCAUGGAGGAUGACCUUGACCUGUUGCUAUGGUUACAUCGCACAGCUUCCGUACCACAUGGCCUAUCAGAGAUCUGCAGAGUAGUGAUCAGGGAUCACAUUGAAAGAGAUUUGGUAACAGGAGUGGGGAUGCUACCACUUCCCAAAACAUUACAAAUGUAUCUGAGCAUCCCAGAACUUGAACAGUACACCCCCCAUUAACUAUGGUUAUACUCAAACAUGGACUACACCACCCAAUAAAACAUAACAAAAAUCUGACCCUCAUAAAACCUUGCCAAACUAUGUUGUUGGUGCAAUAGAAUAUUGGAAAACACACUUGAGUAUAACCCAUCUCUCUAGCUAUAGUUAUUCUGAAAGUACAAUAAAAGCUUAUUUCUGGUGUUUCAACUUCUUGAAUUUAAGAAUUGGCUAUUUGACAAAUAUUUUUCAGUUAUCUAACAAGGCCAAAAACUCCCCAUAAAUGGGAUUGGUGUUUCCAUAGCAGGUGGGGUUGAUUGGCAUCAUGAACAAAUGAUAAAGAGUGUAAAGUAAUGCUAAUGAUCUUUUUUAGUAAAUAAGUCAUGUCAGUGACAAUGUGUGCCUACUUUCAAAAAAUAUCUGAAAGAAAAUAGGUGUCACAAAAAUGUAGUGAGCAAAAAUGUAACACUGUGACAAUUUUCUGAAAGUGUCCUUUGUUGUCUCUUUGAAAUCUCAUCAGUUUGAAGUCUAAAUUGUUAAUGCUAACACGGCAUAUGAAAUUCUUUUUACUUUAUUUUUCUUCAUUCUUUAAUUUGAUUUUGCACAAUUGUAUCUAUUGUUACAUAUUUUGCCAUGUCCAUGACAUAAAAAUAUAAGUUAGACAUGGCCUUGUUAACAUAUUUCUUCGGUCGUUUUUGUCCCCAACACUCUCAAGUUAUCAGAAUCUCUAAAUGUAAAGAGCUUCACAUCUGUAGCUUAUACUAACAUAUUGAAAAAUCAAUCACCUGAAUAUGUUACAACAUCUUUGAGAAAAACAUGUUUUACAAAUAAAAAUGAAACUAGUCAUAUAAAAUAAAUAAAUGUGUUAUGUAACUUUUUGAAUGAAAUACUAGAAUGACAUAUUAUAACAUGUGUUGUUUUCUCAAAAAAAUAUUGCAUCUUUUCAGUUAGAAUCUGAACAAUGUAUUUUUAUUCAGGUCUCACUGUGCAUUCAAUUGGAAUUAUGAUUAUCUGUUCUAUCUGGUUUGGACACCAGUCUAGAAUUUACCCUUAAAUGAGAUCAGGUCAAUAUCUUCAUGUUGUCUC